This is a messenger RNA of Cyphellophora attinorum, 1161 nucleotides long. RefSeq lists its product as uncharacterized. Lineage: Eukaryota; Fungi; Ascomycota; Eurotiomycetes; Chaetothyriales; Cyphellophoraceae. Bases 1 to 1161 code for a protein of 386 amino acids. The transcript has a single exon. The record is from RefSeq and is a predicted model, not a curated record.
AUGAUUGAGUCAUAUCUCUUGGUGGUCGGUGCCUUUGGGUAUAACCUCAUCGCCGCCGCAGCUGAUGACACUUCUCAUCGCACACUCGACACGUCGAUCUCUUCUCUCUGCACAGUGCCAGUCAACGAUCUGGCAUGCAGAGCACUCCUGGCUUUACUUCUUCUUACGACUACAUCGUCACCCUCUCUUUCUCACUUCUUAUCCCGCUUUAUCGUCGCCUGUAGGAGAAUCCGCAACAAGAUGUUUCUCGCUUCGAUCCUGCGCGAUAUCAACGUCCAGGAGGAGGGUUUUGUGAAGAGAAAACGAGAUGCUUCUGACAUUGCUCGAGUCGCCCAACAGAACAAGAAAAUGCGGCUGUGCACUUCGAAUGCGGUCCGACGGCAGCCUCAGCAUGUCAAGAAGGGCAUUACGCUCGAUACGCUACCAGGAGAGAUUCGAAAUCGUAUUUACGAGUACGUCUUCGAAGCAAGCGAAAUCACAAUCUUCUAUUGUGCUCCAGAUCCGGCUGCAAGGAAGGCAGAUCCACCUAUCUACCUGGAACCAAAUCCGUCCGAUGGCAGAACCAUCGCAAAGUUUCGCGACCGUGACAACAACUUAUUCGCGGUCCUGGCAGACAAACACACUGGAUACGGCAUCACACAAGUCAGCCGCCAGCUGCACAACGAGACGAGAGAGCUAUUUUUCCACAGGUCCACUUUCUCAUCUCCCGACCAGAACCUCACUGGCGUGUUCUGCACACAUAUGCCACCCGACUGGAAGCAACAUGUACGCUCCUUCUCCGGCAGCAUUGUUGGCCCGUACCCAAAGUACCACCAUAUCCUUCCUACCGAUGCCUCGCAUUUCCUGAAUCUCCAGAGCGUGACUCUCACAGCACCAAUGGACGAGAGGGAGGACUUCCACGCCUGGUAUUCCCUUAAAUCAUUGACCCAAAUGUCCACUGAGGAACUCAAGGAAGAGUUUCUGCCCGCCUCACAACAGCUGCCCCUAUCUGCUCUCGACAUCCACAACCACGCGGCAUAUCGACGACGGGUGACUCGCGCUGCACCUCGUUACUGGCCACCCACGAAGACCACAUCUCCCGCGACUAAGUGCGUUGCCGCUCAUGCCCUUAUCGACACACGCGCCGACCUCAACUGGAGCUUACGCGGGACUUCUGGGUAG